CGUCGCUCAGUCGGUCCGUCGUCAAAGGCAUGAGAAAUUCGCCUGGACAGAAGUUGGGUGAUGCGUUUGCGAGACUGCAAAGAGAAUGGGAAUGUUGCUUUCUUCUUGUUGGCAUUAAUCGCCUUCGUAUGCUUCAACUGCGACGUGGUACGUGGAAUGACGAGGGAGCGGCGUCUGCAAUUACGUGACGAAGCAAGAUCAGACUUCUUCCAUGGCUUCGAUGGGUACAUGACCCAUGCCUUUCCCGCCGACGAACUCAACCCAAUAACAUGCUCCCCGCGCGGACGUAACCUCCGAGACCCGAACGACCUCGGCGUAAACGACGUCUGUGGAGGCUUUUCCCUGACAUUGAUUGACUCGCUACCGACGCUGGCGCUGAUGAAUCGGACGAGGUUUGAGGAAGGGGUGAGGGGAGUCCUCGACUCCUUGGGCGAAGAAGGGUUCGAUCUGGAUGUGCGGGUGCAAGUCUUCGAAGUCACGAUUCGAGUGUUGGGAGGAUUACUCUCGGCACAUCAAGAAGCACAAGGAUUGGAUUGGUACAACAACGAACUCCUCCACCUCGCGCACGACCUCGGCACACGCCUCCUCCCCGCCUUCGAAACACCAACCGGAAUCCCCUGGCCCCGGAUCAACCUCCGCAACGGCCUCGCACUCCACCCAUCCGAAAAAGAAAGAUCGACAAACAACGCCGCAGGCGCCGGCUCGCUCAUCCUCGAAUUCACCCUCUUGUCCCGCUUAACCGGCGAUGAGCGAUUCGAAUCCGUCGCCCGCCGCGCGUUCUUCGCAGUCUGGGAUCGCCGAAUCCGAACACGCCGAGGCUCAGGACUGGGUGUGGUGGGUAAUGAAAUCGAUGCUUGGACGGGUGAGUGGGGGAGUUAUAUCACGGGCUUGGGCGCGGGGGUUGAUUCCUUCUACGAAUACGCCGUUAAAGCACACAUCCUCACCGGUGACGAAGCAUAUCUCCGAGUCUGGGACGAGUCGUACGCAGCCCUGCGUCUGUAUUCCGCAGAUAGUGGCGGAUGGGUCUGGAAGAAUUUUCAUGUUGUGCAUGGGUGGGUAGCGACCUUCUGGAUCGACUCGCUCGCUGCGUACUUCCCGGGCCUGCUAACCCUCGUCGGCGAGGUGAAGGCCGCGGAAAAGAUGUGGUUGGUGUAUUGGGGACUGUUGCGACGGUAUGCGGCAAUCCCGGAACGUUGGGAUUGGAGACGGAGGGAGGUUGAGGUUCAGGUUGGGCAUUAUCCGUUACGGCCGGAGUUUGUGGAGUCCACGUAUCAUUUGUGGAGGGCGACGGGAGAUGAGUAUUAUCUUUCCGUAGGAGAAGUGAUCAUGAGAGACUUGGAGCGGAGGUGUAAGACAAGGUGUGGGUGGGCUGGGCUACAACGCGUGGAGGACAACAUCGCCGGCGGGAAGGGAAGGGAAGCAAAUUGGCAGGAUCGGAUGGAGAGUUUUGCACUGAGUGAAACAUGGAAAUACCUAUUCCUCAUGUUCGACGAGAAGAAUCCAUUGCAUAAGGGAGAUGCGCCGGACAUCACAUCUACAUUCCCUCUCACCUUCGACAAGUGA
Molecule: messenger RNA, 1563 nt
Organism: Saitoella complicata NRRL Y-17804
Lineage: Eukaryota; Fungi; Ascomycota; Saitoellomycetes; Saitoellales; Saitoellaceae
Product: glycoside hydrolase
Exons: 3
Coding region: 61-1563 (500 amino acids)
Biological process (GO): mannose trimming involved in glycoprotein ERAD pathway; carbohydrate metabolic process; endoplasmic reticulum mannose trimming
Cellular component (GO): endoplasmic reticulum; membrane
Molecular function (GO): mannosyl-oligosaccharide 1,2-alpha-mannosidase activity; calcium ion binding
Source: RefSeq, a predicted model, not a curated record